UGUGUGUGAAAAAACGACGGGAGGUUUGAGGAAUACUUCACGGCUAGCGAUAGCAAGGUACACAAAUAGGGAAAUAAUUCACUUUCGGACUUCCCUGGCACUACGGGGGUCCACCUGAAGCCGCAGAAGGACAAAGUCUCGGCUAAACUCUUCCGUUUCCCGCUACGUACCCUCCGUGGCGAGAACGAGAGUGUCCCGCUAAUCCCGAGGAGAGGGGAGCGGCCUGCGUUUGUAACCGGCUUCCCGGUGCAGCUAAGGCGGGUAGCACUGUCACCAGAGCCCGGUGCUUCCGCUGGCUCAUUUUUCUCCACGCCACCAGAACCGUCGGAGCUUCGAGAUUAUUUUUUUUUAUAUCAAUAGCCACGACUUCUCGUCGACACGUCUCCCCUGUCGUUGCCGUGCAGCUGUCGGCUUUUUCUCGGUGAGAAGGACCAUUUCACGCCGGAGCGGCCUGUUUUGUUUUCGAGCCGCCAUGAAUCUCUGCGAACAAUAACACAACCGCAACGAGCCUGCUAAGAGGGGCUGCACUGUCAGGCGAAGCCCGAGCCACGGAUGCUCCGGUGCUGGAUAAUUGGUGCAUUGUGUGUGAUACGAGGUCUGGGCCGACGUGAAACUGCGGGACGAGCAUGCAUGUGGACUGUGAAUUUAUCUCGGGGGAAACCGCUGCAAACGGGAGCCCCUGUUUGAAUUUCGGAGCGGCUGUUGCGAGCUAACCAGCCGCAGUUAAAAAAAGGCCACUGGCGGAGGAAAUAGCGCCACACGAUGCUUUGUCUUAACAUAACUCGUGCGUGGUAUGGAAACAAACAGAACUGAUGUGGAUGGGCCGAUAUUUCUAUGCAAGUUAAAAUAUACUGAACACAAAAGCUUCAGAGCUGUUAACGCCGGAGCACCACACCGAGGAUGGAUUGGAUGUGACUGAGGGAUGAGUAGCCUGGAUUGCACCGUGCGCAGACUGCUCUAUAUGUGGGAUUUACCAGCGGGGAAGUGAGCCUGUUUCUCUCCCAUCUAUGCUCUCUCCAGAGCCCCUUUCACGAAACCGGUCAUUUCUCCGCACAGCGCCGCUGCCUCGUGCGUUUGUUUAUUUGUGUUACUGUGCGACUUUUUUAACGUGUUAAUACAUCUUAACGGACCGGACCGGAUUGGACUGGGGCCCCGGGCCAGGCAGCUGAGAUGAACCCAGUGAAUGCGACCUCUCUCUACGUCUCCGCGAGCCGUUCGGUGCUGCAGUGCGACCCCCGAGACCCCCGGGCCCUUGCGGAGCUCUGCAAGCUGCUGCCGUUUUUCCGCCAGUCCCUGUCCUGCUUGGUCUGCGGUAAUCUGUUGCAGGAUCCUAUCGCUCCCACCAACUCAUCAUGUCAGCACUACGUCUGUCGAGGCUGUAAGGGUCAGAGGAUGCAGCUCAAACCGUCCUGUAGUUGGUGUAAGGACUAUUCCUGCUACGAGGAAAACAGGCAACUCUCUUUGCUUGUCCGCUGUUACAGGAAGCUCUGUCUCUACAUUACCCAGUCGCCGCUUGCCCCGCACAUAGCCAGCGCUGCCAGUGACUCGCCAGACCUCCAGGCAAUCCUCAAUGAGGGCCUCACGCUGGCAGAGAGCGAGCUAGAUGUGGAGGACAUUUCAGAUUCGGCGUCCACCUCGGAGGUGGUCCAGACUGAUGAGGUUUUACCUACAAAGGAGCUGAAAGGAGAGGACGCGAGCUCCAUCAACGGACUGCAUGAUUGUAACGGCCUGGUCAGCUCAGACGCUCUGCAGCCCAUCACCAUAGAAACGGGCGGGGGCAUUGCAAAACAGGAGAGCUUUUCGGAGGAGGUCCCGGUGUGCGUGAGCGUCACAGGGACUGGGGAGGCGGGGCUCUGUGACAUCAGCACUUUCGGGGACGACCUGAAACACGGCGGGGGGCCUCUGUUAUUGAGCGUGGAGGAGGUGCUCAGGACUCUCGAGACGGACACGGACUCUGACCCCACACCUGAGCCCAACCCCCAGCCAGACUGUCACCCCUCUGUACCCCAGUCGAGCCGCAAUGGGCCUCACUGCCCAUCUGGCCCCGACUCCUCUCGCCUCAUCCCCUCCCUUCCCCCUGAGAACAGCCCUCGUCCCCUUCAGCCUCACCCACAGCCCUCGCUGCAGCCUCCCCCUCAGCCCUCCAUAGUUAUCCCCCGUGUGCCCGUUCGGUCUCACCGCAAGCGCUCUCGCUCAGAAAGUGACAGCGAGAAAGUGCAGCCCCUCCCUAUUGCCAGCCUACGAGGACCCCCCGUCGGUGCCAACAGCUCCCCCCACCACCCUAACCCCGGUGCCACCACCAAGCAGGAUCCCAAAUUCCCUGCGGCCACGCCUCAUCCACACCUUGCCCCGGUGCCUAACGGCGGCCCCCCUAAGGUGGGCAAGACGGUGCUCGUCUCCAACAAGACAAUGAAAAAGACAGUGGAGCACCACGGGGCCACCAAGAAGGCUUACACCAAGGCCAGGCAAGGGGCUCCGAAGCCCCGCACACAGCCCCGAGUACCUCCACACCCACACACUCACCCCCUGACACACCCACCCAGUCCUUCAAAGCCACUGUAUAAGAAGCCCGUGGAGAAGAAAGGCUGCAAGUGUGGCAGGGCUACACAGAACCCCUCAGUGUUGACCUGUAGGGGGCAGCGCUGCCCCUGUUACUCCAACCGCAAGGCUUGUCUGGACUGCAUCUGCCGCGGCUGCCAGAACUCCUACAUGGCCAACGGAGAGAAGAAGCUGGAGGCCUUCGCCGUGCCGGAGAAGGCGCUGGAACAGACCCGACUCACGCUGGGCAUCAACCUCACCAGUAUCACGGCGGCGGCCCUCCGUAGCCCGACCACCAGCUCCCCCGGCAACACCAUCCUCAACGUCACCACGGCCACCGGGGCGCCAGUUACGGCUACCUUCCUGUCGGGGGCGGGGCACGACAACCGGGGCUUUGACGAUUCGCUGGAGAUGCGGUAUGACUGUUGAGGUCAGGUCGGUCGUCAUGCACAUUCCCCGCCCCGUCGUACAGGGACCUGCAGCGGCAGAGCCAGAAGAAGGCAGCUACAGUGACGGGCGGCUGCGAGGGUCACCAGCUGAUGCUGAGGCGUCGCCCUCCGUCCCAACGCCCGGAGCUGCACCAUGCUUGUGGUCUUUGCAUAUAGAGGAGAGAAGAAGAAAGAGAAGGAGCAGAUGUAGCGUUACUGUAUGUGCAGAGAUUUCAUUUCAGUGGGGGUAGUCCUUUUUGUUUCCUUCUCUACUAUGGGUAACGUGUAGAGCAUGUUGUGUAGCUAAGUCAGGAGCGCUGACCAUGAUCUCACCUCUGUGUGUGCGUGUGAGUGUGUAUGUAUGAGGGUAAGUGUUUGGUUUGGAGAUGAAUCUUAGGAGCAGGAACUGAGACAUCAUCAUCAUCAUCAUCAUCAUCAUCAGAGACUGGUGUAAUUUAUAUAAAAGAAAGAACUUUUUGUACAUGGACUUAUCGGUUUCCAUUUAAGAAGACAUUUUAUGAUAUAUUUUAUAAGUUACAUUAAAAACCAAUGGAAGCCAGUGCAGGGGCACAUCUGCAUUCAACCAGAAUAUUUUCACACUGGUAACAUAAAUAAAUAAGUAAAUAAAAAGGUGGAUGGUAUUUUGUAAACUCUGCUAGACCACCAGACAUAAAACAUGUGACGUUAAAGAAUAGUAAUCCAUUAAUUGUGUCCAGAUUGAAGAACCACGAUGUGAAUUUAACACCACCAGCCAAGUUUUGAUUACAACUGUUGAAUGUUUAUACUCUGUGAGCCACUGUCCGACUACCAAAUAUGAUUCCUGUAUACUACAAAUCUUAAACUGGUGAAAUUUUGGAGACCACCAGCGUGUGUGGCUGUAGACAGACAAAGCUUUGACCCCUGGUUUGCUGUUUACGUCCAGGUUACUGUGUUCAGUCAUUUGUGUGUUUUUGUAUCAAGCACUUUCCCACUUUUUGUUUUACACUGCCCACACACACACACACACAUACACACACACAGCUAAGAACCACCACAUUUCUGAUCAGUUCUUACUUGUGUUAAAAACUCUGGUUGACUGCAGGCCCUGCGCGCUGUUUUUCACAAGUUUUUUUUUCUUUUUCUUUCUGGAAGCUACACACAUGCUGCUAAAUACUACAAAGGACUCAAAGAAGGAGAGCACACCUGUUUUCCUUGUUCGUUCGUUCUGUUUUUGUUUGUCGUUUGUUUUUAAUAAUUUGCGUUAACAUUUGCAGUAUUUAUUGGACGUCUUCUAACAAUAUAGGUUACGUGUUGGGCAUCAGUUUCGCCCGCCUCUUGCCUGUGUAGUCUGGUCUGGACAGUUUCUGUCUUGGUUAAGUUGCUGUCCUCUUCUUAGUGUUAGUUUCUGGUGUCUCCAAACUGUUUGUUUGUUUUUUUUUUUUGUUUUCCCUCUGGGCAUUUAAAUACCUGUAAUAUAACUGUAACAUAUUUCCACAAAAAAGAAAGGAAAAUCAAAAACUUUAA
Molecule: messenger RNA, 4469 nt
Organism: Mugil cephalus (flathead mullet)
Lineage: Eukaryota; Metazoa; Chordata; Actinopteri; Mugiliformes; Mugilidae
Gene: msl2b
Product: MSL complex subunit 2b
Exons: 3
Coding region: 1171-2967 (598 amino acids)
Cellular component (GO): MSL complex
Molecular function (GO): ubiquitin protein ligase activity
Source: RefSeq, a predicted model, not a curated record